Molecule: messenger RNA, 1890 nt
Organism: Branchiostoma floridae (Florida lancelet)
Lineage: Eukaryota; Metazoa; Chordata; Leptocardii; Amphioxiformes; Branchiostomatidae
Product: ferroptosis suppressor protein 1-like
Exons: 7
Coding region: 381-1505 (374 amino acids)
Biological process (GO): positive regulation of apoptotic process; apoptotic mitochondrial changes
Cellular component (GO): mitochondrion; cytoplasm
Molecular function (GO): flavin adenine dinucleotide binding; electron-transferring-flavoprotein dehydrogenase activity
Source: RefSeq, a predicted model, not a curated record
UUAAUCAUUUUCGUAGUGUAUAAUUAGAUAUCCCUUCAUUUGGAACGGGAGCUGUACAACUAGAAAUUCAAGAAUUUUUGAACCCCAUCUCAAGAGAAAAGUGUCUCCCGGGUUGUAUUCCAACUGUCCGCGGCAUUGCUACUUGCUUAAAAACAACACAAAGGAGGAUCUUGGAACCUAAGCAGUAAGUUGAGACAGUAAAAGGUAUUGUACAGACAGCAGGUAAUAUCAAUUGGUUGUGCAAAAGAAAACUCUACUAUAUAGAUGACCUAUCAACCUGAUGAAAUUAUUUUCGGAUAUUUCACAAGGGUAUGAGGUGUGCUCGAUAUUGCUUCAUACAUGCUUUCUAAAAUGUUUCAUUCGCAGUUUGACAUUCCAAAAUGGGAUCAGGACCAUCUUUGCUCCACCGUGAGGACAUCCAUGUAGUGAUUGUGGGAGGAGGCUAUGCCGGCAUUCAGCUCGCCAAAAGCCUGAAGAACAAGGCUAGGUUCACCUUGAUUGACCCCAAGGAGAUGUUGUACCACAAUGUUGGGGCUGUCAGGUCAUGUACUGAACCAGGGUUUGUCAAGAAGAUUAUGAUACCUUACGCCCCAACUUUCGGUGAGAACUUCAAGCAAGGCACCGUCACUGCGAUCAACGCUGCUGAGAAGACAGUGCUGCUCUCUAGCGGUGAGACGGUGAAGUACAGCCAUCUCGUGCUCGCGACCGGCUCCACCGGGCACUUCCCGUGGAGCCUACCGGACGGAAUGACGACGGCGGCCGCAGUGGUGGAAAAGAGCGAAGAAGUUCUCAAACAGGUGAAAGCAGCAAAUAAAAUUGUCAUCAUAGGAGGAGGGGCCGUGGGUACAGAGAUAGCAGCAGAGAUAACAACUGACUACAAGGACAAAGAGGUGACGUUGAUCCAUAAUCGUAAGAUACUAGUGGAUGGUGAAUCCAGCGAUGCCUUUCAGAAGAGACUGAAAGAAAUCCUGGAAAUGUUGGGAGUCAAACUCGUGUUAGGAGAAAGAGUAACAAACCUAGCUGAGCUGCCAACAAACAGAGUGGAGACAGCUACAGUCAUGACUGACAAGGGGACAGAGAUCUCAGCAGACCUGGUCAUCCCGUGUACAGGGCUCAAGGUCAACAGUAUGGCCUACAAGGACAGUCUGGCCUUCAGUAUGGAAGACAAUGGAAGCCUAAAAGUCAACAACUUCUUUGAAGUUCAAGAAACGGAGGGAAUCUAUGCCAUCGGGGAUUGCACCAACAUCCCUGAGACUAAGAUGACCUACAGAGCAGGCAUGCAUGCGGAACUGUUAGCUAAGAACAUCCUUGCUCAGGAAACUGGAGGGAUCAAGAAGGAGUACAAGCCAGAUCCUUUCAUAAUGACACUAUCUCUUGGUCGAAAGGCUGGGAUGGGUCAGAAGGGUUCGUCUCUCCUUCCCGAGUUCAUGGUCAGGAUGCUGAAGAGCAGGGACAUGAUGGCGUGGAAGGUCUGGAGAGACAUGGGACAAAGUGCUCCUUCAUAAAAAUCUACUUUUGAACUGUUCUGUUUUAUCCACACGAGGGCAGCCAUCUUGGAAAGGGCACAACAGCCCCCCCCGCUCCUACAGUAAUAAUUGCCUCUUACAUUUAUAUUGCUCAAUAGAAAUCGAGAAAGGGCAAGUCAUGAUAGAUUUCAAAUAGUUUGAAGGAUGUCUGCAGCUGUUCAUGCUGUAUAUGAUUGACCUGUUACACAAAAAAAUGUUUUGAAAAAAUCAGAAUAUUGUGAAAUUCUGAAGUUUCAUUUACAGCAUUGGUGUAUUUUACUGUAGAACUGAGAGGUGGGGGAAAGGGAUUAGAGAGAACCACUUAACUGUAUUACUACGCAGACUGUAUCUGAUUAAAAUGAACUUGUCGGUAUAUAUAGUGAUA